Messenger RNA from Drosophila kikkawai, 3195 nucleotides. RefSeq names its product arsenic resistance protein 2 (gene Ars2). Gene Ontology annotation, cellular component: nuclear body. NCBI's taxonomy places the organism in Eukaryota, Metazoa, Arthropoda, Insecta, Diptera, Drosophilidae. Gene Ontology annotation, biological process: primary miRNA processing; mRNA processing. The record is from RefSeq and is a predicted model, not a curated record.
CAGAUUUUAAAAUGGAAAAUUUCAUCUGGCAACCCUGAUUCCAGCUCCUCAAUUUGUUGUUUUGCCGAAAAUUUAGUUGAAAUAGGAAAAGAAACCACCAAUGGCCGAUUCUGAGGACGAGUACGAUCGCAAGCGGCGCGACAAGUUCCGCGGGGAGCGCAGUGACAGCUACCGGACAGAGCGCCGUGACGAGCGGCGGCCAGUGGGCGGUUCGGCGGGAGCCCGGGACGAGUGGUCGGAGCGCAAUCCCUUCAGGGGCGGCGCUUCCGCAGGAGGCGGCGGCGGAGGAGCCCGUCACAGGCCCGACUACAGUGACUAUCGUGGUCCGGGGCCAAGGACACGCUAUGGAUCCCCCGGCCGGGAUUUGCCCCCUGCCAAACGAAUGCGUCCGGACUGGGGCGAUGGAGAUGUGCGCGGUAAUCCCCGGUUCGGUGCAGGCUAUGAUCCCUAUCUGAUGCAGGCCUGGAACGAUCACUACCAGUCGAUACACUCGGCAUACUCCCAUGCCGGUCACGUGCCACCGGCGAGGGAGCCCAUUAGCAGCGGCGGGGAUACGCUAACCCAGCCUGCAAUGCUCACCCUGAAGCAGUUCCUGGACACGCAGGAUGAGAACAUUUCCGACUCGGAGGUCAUGCGCAAGUACACCGAGUACAAGACGGACUUCAAGCGCCAACAGUUGAACGAGUUUUUCGUGGCCCAUAAGGACGAGGAAUGGUUCAAAAACAAAUACCACCCAGAGGACAGUGUCAAACGUAGCGAAGAGCAGCGUGGUUUCCUAAAGAGACGUACUGAUGUCUUCGUGGAGCUACUCAAUAACGGUUCUAUUGACGCCGUCAAAGUGGACUCCUCCCAGGCCGAUGCCCUCAUUCGUGUGCUGGACACUUGUGUCAUCAAGCUAGAGGGCGGAACCGAUGAGGACCUCAAGGUGCUUGACGAGAAGCCCAAAGAGCCGCCAGUCUACGAACGAAAACUGGAUGCUGCUGACUCGGCCAAGGUGACUGAUGACCAGAGCAAGAGUCCCAAAAAAGAGAAGGAUGAUUCUUUGCCGCUGGUGGUUUCGCCACAACGGAAAAUCAUCAAGCCCGCCAACUCCGACGAGGAGAACUGGGAUGACGAGGAUGCCAAGGAGAAGCAGGAGGAACCAAAAGCUAUCGAUUCUAGCGCGGAGGGCAAGCAGUCAAAAAAGAAAACAAAGAAGCGCAAGAGAACCAGCAGCGAUGAUAACAGCUCCUCAUCUGACCAGGACUCCAGCUCCAGCUCGGAGGAUGAGGAUGAGGCCAAGCUAAAGGCAAAGUACGAUGUGGAGGAUGGACUCAGGAGCGAACAAAAGGCUGAGGCUGAGAAAGACAGAGAGGAAGCGGCCAAGGCAAAGGAGGCACCGAAAAGGCCCAGCGAAACGGAGACAGAAGAGAAAGCAGAUUCUGAACCACAAGAAGCAACCACCGAAGACAAAGAUGGCAAGCCAGUUAGCUCUCCGCAGGCAGAUCCUGCCGAGCAAAUGGAGACAGAAAAUGGUGGGUCAAGCCAAGCUGAGAACAGCGGAGAAAAAUCUGCUGCCGAAGAAAAACAAUUGGAGGAAAGCGAACCCAUUGACGUGGACAAGUUAAAAGAUGGCCAGCCACGUGCCCUGCAUCGCACCUCCUCAAUUUUUCUGCGUAACCUGGCACCUUCCAUAACCAGGGCCGAAAUCGAAGGCAUUUGCACUCGUUUUAGUGGCUAUUUGAGGGUGGCUAUUGCCGAUCCCCUGGUGGAGCGCCGUUGGUAUCGCCGCGGCUGGAUUACGUUUAUCCGGGACGUAAACAUAAAAGAGAUUUGCUGGAGCCUAAACAAUCAACGUCUGCGGGAUUGCGAAAUGGGGGCCAUUGUCAAUCGGGAUCUUAGUCGCCGCGUGCGCCCAGCCAACGGAAUCACAGCACACAAACAGGUUGUGCGAUCGGACAUCAAACUGUGCGCCAAGAUCGCCAUGAAUCUGGAUGACAGGUUCAAGCUGUGGACAGAGUCGAGCCCCGACGGGGCUGCCACCAGCGAAUCGUCAGCUAAUGGAAGCAGCUCCACCUACGGCUUCAACUCUAAGAAUCCGGUGCUGCAAAAUAUCACCGACUACCUCAUUGAAGAGGCUUCCGCCGAGGAGGAUGAGCUCCUUGGCCUGACUGGCGACAAAAAGGACAACGAGGGCGAGCCCAUCGAACGCGAUGAGCAGCUGCUGGCCGUGUUGGAUCGACUGGUUCUCUAUCUGCGCAUCGUUCAUUCCGUUGACUAUUAUAACCACUGCGAGUAUCCGUACGAGGACGAGAUGCCAAAUCGCUGUGGCAUUAUCCAUGCCCGCGGUCCUGCUCCCAUACGUGUCACAAAUAAUGACGUACAGGAAUACAUCAAGACGUACGAAGGAAAGCUGCAGCAGUUCCUUACAAAAACUGCUUUGCUUGGCGACGAAGAGAUCAAGGACUUGGGCUCAAAGGAUGCCGAGACCGAGGUGGAAAAGUUCGUGCAGGCCAAUACGCAGGAGCUGGCCAAGGACAAGUGGCUAUGUCCGCUGUCGGGCAAGAAGUUCAAGGGUCCCGAGUUUAUUCGCAAGCACAUCUUCAACAAGCACGAGGAAAAGGUGGACGAAGUGCGCAAGGAGGUGCAGUACUUUAACAAUUACCUGCGGGAUCCAAAGCGACCGCAGCUGCCGGAACAUCCUGGCAGCUCCAAGCGCCCUGAAGCGGAGUCUGGUCGUGGAGUGGGUGGAGGCUACCGCCAGCCCAUGUAUCCGCCGUUCUCGGCCAUGCCGUAUGGAUUUGGACCGCCCAUGAUGGGCGGAGGCCGUGGAGGACGCAACUUCCCACCAGCGCGCAGAGAAUUGCCUUUGGAACACCAGCGCCGGCUUAUCGGUUACCAUGAUUUGGAUGCGCCUGCCAAUUCCGAUAUGUUUGACUAAUUGAUUAGCACAAAUACAAAUGCAAUCCAAAAAAAAAGAGAGAAACCCACUUUAACGUUUGGCGAGCUCAAGUUUUAAACGCAAUUCAAGCAAUGCUAAUGCUAGGAAGAGUAUCAACUGCAUAUAAAAGAGGUUUAUAUACAUGCGACUACCGAUACCCCGAUACCGUACCCGUACCGUUUUCAUGUACAAUAUUAUGCCAAUUGUAUUAAGUAACCGACAAAGUAACGUUGCCAAUUUUUAUUUGCCCGAAAUAAAUGCGAGUCCGUCUUGUA